Molecule: messenger RNA, 3050 nt
Organism: Exaiptasia diaphana
Lineage: Eukaryota; Metazoa; Cnidaria; Anthozoa; Actiniaria; Aiptasiidae
Product: neuropeptide FF receptor 1-like
Exons: 1
Coding region: 469-1545 (358 amino acids)
Biological process (GO): G protein-coupled receptor signaling pathway
Cellular component (GO): membrane
Molecular function (GO): G protein-coupled receptor activity
Source: RefSeq, a predicted model, not a curated record
AAACGCUUGGUCUCUUCUUGAAAAUGUCUUUUCUAUGGCGACUUGAAWAUGCAAAAGAAACGUUCUAAAAUUAAUAAUCUAUACUUUAGAUUCACAAUCAGUUUUAAGUAUCAGGAACCGCCUUAUGUCCACCCAUAAUCCCCUGCAAUCCAGCAUUGAGUUGAUAAUUGUCCAAUGYACAAAAAUCAAUGUUGUUUAUGCACGGCAUCUUGUUAGAGCAUUGAUUGGGAUGCGAUAAAAGUCAUCGGAACUAACUAAAACUCUGAUAUGAAAAAAAGCAUUGUCACUUCCGACGCACGACGAUCCAAUAUUAACACAGUUCAAUUAAAGCAUAAAUGACACGACUGAAGUGUGGGAUGCAAUUAAAUUGACAGCUACUACUACGCAUGCGUAKAUCACUAUAUUAAAUAGUGUUAAGRUAUUAAGAACUCCCAGUUGUAUCUGCGAGCUGCACAGUUAACAYAAAUCAUGGCAAAUACCACGAACACAACUGAAAAUCCCGUUGUUGAGGCUGUGUGCUUUGAGCACGAUUCAACAGCAGUAAAAGCAGCUCACGUGUUUCCAUACUGUCUUAUUAUCCCUCUUUCUCUUAUCGGGAACUCGAUGGUGGUGGCAAUUGUACUUAAAAACAAAAACAUGCGCAAAACUGUGAACKUCUUCAUCGUCAAUAUGAGCAUUGCAGACUUGAUUGCUACUGUGGUCUAUAUGCCUAGAGUUUUAUCAAUAUGGUUGGCAGGUUAUGAAUGGCAGGUUGAUGGUCUACUUGGUAACAUCUUCUGUAAGGGGUCUGCAUGGUUUAACGAGACAUCCAUUGCUGUAUCUAUCUUCACAGUUGUUGCUAUCAGUCUUGAUCGUUUCUGGGCUGUCGUAUUUCCUUUGCGACGAUUUAUCACGACUAGAAUGGCUAAAUUCAUYGUCGUAGCCAUCUGGUUUACAGGUCUUCUUACCGCCUUUCCUCAGUUCUAUGGCAUUGAAACUCUACGACGCAGUGGUAACUUAUACUGUUAUCUUGAUCUCGACAAAAGCUUUGKGAAAGGUUCCGCUACAGAGUAUUAUAUGUUCAAAAUUAUCGGCUUAUUUGUUGUUCCCUUGGUUACUAUUAUCAUACUCUAUGCCGCUAUUAUGGUGGCACUGUUAAAGCGACGUCGUUUUGUUGGUGAUUCCACACCGAGUGAUAACCAAAGGCUGCGUAGACAGGAGCGCACCAGAAAGAAAGUACUGAAAAUGGUGUCACUUGUCGUGGCUGCUUUUGUCUUGUGUUGGUUGAUGUAUUUUAUUAGCUUAGUACUGUACUCGUACAAGAUCAAGGUGCCAUGUAUUGUGUAUUAUCUAAGGAUGCUUCUCGCUCAUCUGAACAGCGUUAUUAACCCGCUAAUUUACUGGUUCUGUAACGAAAACUUCCGCCACGGAUACGUUAGCCUCUUUCACCGUAUUCUGCCUUGCGUGAGUGACAACAGGGUUUUUCCGUUAGAGACUGUAACGGCAAAGAGGACUGAAAAUGGAUCUGCAACAAGACUUGAUGGGGCKCCUGUGGAAACAACAUAAACAGAACCAUGGCGCGAAAACUUCUUCUGCGUGAUGAUAGAAGUUGCUUUAAAUAAAUAUCUAACAUAAYGAUCCAAGAAUGCAGUAUUCAAUGUUGUAUGAUAUUUGAAUUUUAAAACUGACUUUUUAAGUAUUAAUUAAAAUAGUUGAUAUCACUCAAACCAUGAAUUGGUAAUGAUACAGAACGAAGGUAAUUGGACUUUGGUUUGAAGCUCCACUUUAAUUUAUUUAAAGUAGAUUGGAUACAGUAUAAAUCCACGAGAGCUUAAAGAGAUUAAUAAUCAUAUUCAGUCGUAAAACUGAUGGGGAAAGUGACAAAAGAUCAAAAUAUCUUCAAAAUAUCAUAAUGCUGGACAGGAUUAAAUCCAAUACGUGAAGUCUUUAACACACAGUCACCUUAAGGAAUUGAAAAGGUCUAAUCUGGGACGAAACUAGUUUUCCUUAAAAUAAAGUUUCUUGGCGUGACUGUGUGUUAAAGACUUCACGUAUUGGAUUUAAUCCUGUCCAGCAUUAUGAAAUUGAAAAAAUCUUUAGAUGUUCGAAUUUUACAAAUAUCAAACAUCUUCAAAAUAUAGUCUUAAUUAAUCUUGGCCAAUAAUUGCACACAAUUCGAGGCGACACGAGACUGAGAAAAGCCAUGAUGCCUUCAGUUUUAAUAACGUUUUCCUGAGCCAGAUGGCAGUGAAAUUUCUUAAUUGCUGGGUGUUUAUUGUUGGCUUAUUGAACAUAGGUAAUUUUAUAGCCGCAGGGUUGUGCAUCGUUAACAUUAAAAAUAAUACAUGUUAAUAUGUGUAUUUGCAUGAGUUUCACUAAUAAUGGUUAAUAGUGGCUAAUAUAAUCAAUUGAUUGAUAGGUCACAAUCAUGUAGUUAGUGCGUCUAAACUCGAUCCCAGGUUCUUYCGUUCAUGUUUGAAAGAUGACCUUGGAUCGCGAUUAGGAAUUGAUUUGACAUCAUAGGUGGAAGUAGGUGUAUUUGUCUUGAUGUAUUCUAGUCUGUGUUUAAUCGGGACUGAUUUCGGUUUAUUUCUGUAACAGGAUUAAAAGUGCUUUUUAUUUUGAAAUAUACUUAUCCAUAAAACUAAUAACCACUUAUUGGGAGUUUUAUUGAAUACACAGAUCCUACUUUACGGCAAUUAAAUGAUGUUUAUUUUAUAGACAUUUUAAUCAUAUGCUGAUCGCGAGAUUUUUUUGGGGGGUGGUCUUUAACUCUCCUUACGUAAAUCUGUACCUGCGUAAAUCUGUGCGUAUUGCAUAAACCCUGCAUAAAUUUCACGAAAAUGUGUAUAUUGCUGCAUAGACCUGUAGUGAAAGCAUACAACAAUACAUUGGCUUGUCGUAGAAGUCAUUUCUAUUUGUUUGUGCGGUAUUUUCUACAGGUAAUUAUUCGUGUACUCGCCGUGUCAAGURUAGAUAAAUGUUUUAUUUAGAAAGCAGAUUGAAUAUACAAUAAUCGUAAUUGCAUUUUUCUUUAAAAAGACAUUUUUGUUUGCUUGUUAAACUGACAG